AUGCUUUGGAAUGAGCAUAUCCACACAAUAACCUGCCUCUUUCUUACUAUGCCUGGAAUUGUGGGGAAUGUGCUAAUAUUUGGGAAAUAUGUAUAUGAUGUUCUUGUGGUGACUGAGAAAAAACCCUUAGACCUUAUCCUGGUUCACUUGGCAUUUUCAAAUAUAGUCAUUAUUUGUAGCAUAGUUGUCAGUGAUGCAGCCAUAAAGCUUUAUUUCAAGAUCUUCCUAGGUGAUGUUGGUUGUAAAGUUGUGGUUUUUCUGGGAAGGAUGGCUCGAGGCCUCUCCAUCUGCACCACCUGUCUCCUCAGCAUGGUCCAGGCUGUCACCGUCAACCCCAGGAUAACCCUGUGGAGAAAACUCAAACCACAGACUGCAGGACAGGUUCUUCCCUAUCUUCUCCUCUUUUGGUUGUUAAAUUCUCUGGUAAGCUCCAACUUGCUGUUCUAUAUAACAGCAAUCAGUACUGUGAACAGAUCUGGAGUUGACAGGUAUGCUGGGUACUGCAAUAUGCUACCAUCUAGGCUCACAGUGAGGUGGCUGUUCCUCUCUCUCAUGGCUCUCCGUGAUGUCGUCUUCCAGAGUCUCAUGGGCUGGAGCAGUGCGUCCAUGGCUCUCCAUCUAUACCAACAUCACAAGCGUGUCUCCUACCUUCACAGCUCCAAGUAUGUGAAAAAUUCCAGCCCAGAAAUCAGAGCCACACUGAGCACUCUUAUUCUCAUGACUUGUUUCCUGGUCUUUUAUUGGGUAGAUUUCAUCUUCUCAUUCUAUACAGGUUCAACACUGACACAAGACUCCAUCAUCUUAAUUAUUAAAAGUUUUCUAAAUUUUGGUUAUGCUGUUUUUAGCCCCUUUGUCCUGAUCACCAGAGACAUUGCUAGAUACUGGAGUGCUCACUAA
Molecule: messenger RNA, 897 nt
Organism: Jaculus jaculus (lesser Egyptian jerboa)
Lineage: Eukaryota; Metazoa; Chordata; Mammalia; Rodentia; Dipodidae
Product: putative vomeronasal receptor-like protein 4
Exons: 1
Coding region: 1-897 (298 amino acids)
Biological process (GO): G protein-coupled receptor signaling pathway
Cellular component (GO): membrane
Molecular function (GO): pheromone receptor activity
Source: RefSeq, a predicted model, not a curated record